UCAGUAACAUUUACUUGGUCAGUGCACCUACUGAGUUGCUUCUGUUGAAAAGAAAGGCUGCAAAAACCUAACAUAAAGAGGGAGGAAAGCAAAUAACCUGCCGCAUUUUCAUCCGUAUUUCCCGCUAAUUAAGAAAUCCACAACGAUGUCAACAAUGAUGAGAACUCUCGACAUUCAAACGUCUCCCCCAUUAUUUCCCGAGAUCAUCGAAAGAAUCAUGUCUUUCCUCCCCACCGUCGAUCUUCUCACCUGUUCCAAGGUCAAUGCCACCUGGGAGCGCGAAGCUCGAAAAUUGCCACUAUUGCCGAUAUGUCGCCUUUCUUAACAGGCUUAAGUAGCCGACCUCCCCUGCCAUCGAUUACUAGAUUGGCAAUAUAUUCACGGCGUGUUAUAAAGAUGGCUGCUGGGUUAACUGUUGCAAAACUUGGCGCAAUUUUCCCCAACGUGACCACCCUCGAGUAUUUGUACCCGGACAGAAACGCCAUUGAGAUGCAGCUUCUCGCAAACCCGUUUCCUCGACUUACCGCAUUAAGGAUUAGAGAUUUAGAGUUUAAAGUUCCUGACGCAGAUAUUGUCCCCCUAACAAAUACCUUCCAGCCGGUCUGGUCAAUUACCAAGUUUGAAUUUAACGUCACUGGCAACGCUCCGCAUUUUGGGAUGAGCUUACUCCGAACAUUUGCCCCCACAUUGGAACACGUAUAUAUCAAUAAGAUGCACAUUGAACUCAUAUGCGACUACAAGUUUGUCUUGAUUCCAGUCAUGCCGAGAUUAAGGGGUUUUAGAAUAACUCUGUAUAAAGCAAGUGAAUGUAUGGGUUGCAACUAUGUGCUCCCACAACUACAGUUUGAGACUGAAAAUGCCGCCAAGAAGAUUGUUUACGGAAAGCAAUUCCCACUCUUGGAAAGGAUCAGGGUAGGGUUUUUAAGUACACAUGAAGACAGGGAAACGUAUUUUGAAACCGUUGCCAAAUUUCUGUAUGGGUCGUUCCUCUCAAGCGAUGUUUGUGAGACCCUGCACCACAUUGAUGUUCCACUUCCAUCCGGAGAUAGGUUCAGGUUGCGUGGCGAGAGGGGCUUAAGCUGUGCGUAUGGAGGAGAUGACUGUACUUGUUGGGAUUGGGAAGGUUCAGUCAAAUUUUUGGACCGAGUUGCAACUACUUUUCCAAACAUGCGGUACAAUAGUAGUUUUGAUGAAAUGAGGAGAAAUAUGAGACGGGCUGAGGUACAAAAGUGGAUUGAGAAUGGGAUAGAGUUGGGUGUUUUGGAUAGGCAAGAAGAAGGAUAUGGGGGGAGGGAUGAGAGAUUGGUAAAUAUAGAAAUUGGGGGGGUGAAGGUACGAUUAGUGGAAAGUGAGGAAGCCGGGGUGAUUUAAGGCGGCAUUAUUCAUUAUUCUAUCAAGAUUUGAGUCUAGUUUGUCUGGAGAGAAGGGUUUAUAUAAAUAAAUUUGGGAUCAAACUAUAAUGAAUUGUGCGUAAAUAAUUUUGCAAGGAGUAAAAUUUAGAUAUUUUAAUAAUUCUAAAAUGUUUAUGA
Messenger RNA from Folsomia candida, 1529 nucleotides. RefSeq lists its product as uncharacterized. The transcript is spliced from 3 exons. The record is from RefSeq and is a predicted model, not a curated record. NCBI's taxonomy places the organism in Eukaryota, Metazoa, Arthropoda, Collembola, Entomobryomorpha, Isotomidae. Bases 310 to 1371 code for a protein of 353 amino acids.